Molecule: messenger RNA, 2085 nt
Organism: Morone saxatilis (striped sea-bass)
Lineage: Eukaryota; Metazoa; Chordata; Actinopteri; Moronidae
Gene: aspscr1
Product: ASPSCR1 tether for SLC2A4, UBX domain containing
Biological process (GO): signal transduction
Molecular function (GO): protein binding
Source: RefSeq, a predicted model, not a curated record
AUAAACACCGCGACGUCACGACACACAAUGGCAGCCAGUGGUACAGCUGUGACGGUUCUCACUCCAAAUGGGAGAAGACAGACAGUCAGAGUGUCUCCAAACACACCGCUGUUACAGGUGCUGGAGGAUGUGUGCAGAAAGCAUGGAUUUAACCCCGACGACCACGGUUUGAAGUUUCAGAGGACCACUGUUGACCUUACGCGGCCAUGGAGGUUUGCCAAUCUGCCCAACAACGCUAAACUGGAAAUGGUGACGAGUACAAGGAAACAGGCUGUAGCUGACAGCCAGGUGCGGAUUGCACUACAGAUGGAGGACGGCUCUCGGCUCCAGGGUUCCUUCUCGUGUGGACAGAGUCUGUGGGAACUGCUCACACAUUUUCCCCAGAUCAGUGUGUCGGAGCUGUCUGAGUCAGGAUCCACCCCCGUGUGUGUUUACAUGAGAGACGAGGUGAGUGGGGAAGAAGCGCUCAAGAAGGCCACUCUGAAGUCUCUGGGUCUUACAGGAGGAAGUGCCAUUGUCAGGUUUUUACUCAAAAACAAACAGGGAGAGGAAGAUGGUGGGGAAGUCACUGAAACAGCUGCUGUGCCAACCGUACCUGUUGCCAAGGAAAUCACACCUAGCCCCCCAUCUCAACCCGAUCCUGCUCCGUCACGUCCGGAGACGUCAACAACGGAGGUGACAAUAAAAAAAUCAAGCCCCCAUAGGCCAAUGGAAACCCCCGCUGCGCCUCCUCCUGCCUCUGCCGCAAGCACACUUCCUGUUCAACAGGAAGAGGUUCCAAACUCCGAGGAUGCAGUUCGGCCGAAGUCUUCUCCCGUGGAGAGAGGACUGCCAGAGGAGGAUGGUGAGAAACCAGGGCCAUCAGGACUGAAUUCUCACCCAUCUUCUUCCUCCUCCUCUUCCGCCGCUCCCUCGGUUCCCUUCAUUCCUUUCUCUGGAGGCGGUCAGCGCCUCGGGGGACCUGGCGGAGGUGCAGUGUUACGGUCACUAUCUUCAUCCUCAUCAUCCUCUGCUCUGUCAACUGUUACUGCUGCAGUAGAAUCACCCAAAGCUAAGAAAGCCAAAUCCAGCCACGGUUCUGCUACCAAGCGUCAAACCACUGCCAACCAGCCAGACGAGGACAUGGACAAGGGGGAGGAGUUCUUGGAGCCAGUAGAGAGGGAGCCUCUCAUCUACCACCUGGACUUGAUGUCCCGUCACUCUGAGGACCACGGGAAUCUGCCCGAUGAGUUCUUUGAAGUGACGGUGGAUGAUGUGCGCAAGCGCUUCGCCCAGCUGAAGAGCGAGAGGAAGUUUUUGGAAGAGGCUCCGCUGAUGACUAAAUCUCUGAGAGAAACACAGAUGAAGGAGAAGUUGGAAAAAUAUCCCAAAGUGGUCCUGAGGGUCCAGUUUCCAGACAGACAUGUUCUACAAGGCUUCUUCAGGCCUCUGGAGACAGUUGGUGCUGUGAGGCAUUUUGUGAGGAGUCACUUGGAGGAUCCUCAGCUCAGUUUCUACCUGUAUUUUUACAUAAAGAGAGAACUGCUUGAAUCGUCUGUCUCGGCCUUGCAAGCAAAUGAGUCCAUUGCAAGCUCCAUGCUCCGGUCCCCGCUGACGCCCACGGGCUCCGAGGAGCCGCUUUCUCCUCCAGAGCCGAGUCUGGACACCAGCGAGUCCACGGAGGAUGAGGAAGACCCCUCUGCACACACCCAGGCUGCUAAACCCACCAGGUCUGAUCUGGGAAAGGUGCCCAAGUGGCUCAAGCUUCCAGGUAAGAAAUAAGACUGCUGCUGUGUGUUGAUGGGAGGACGUACCACGACAGACGUCUGACAAGCUGCUUGCAGACCGAGUGGAGCACUUAAACCUUUGCUGCGCUUUGAUAACGGCUCAACUUUGUGACCGCAGCGGACCUAAUCCGUUGUGGAAGAAGCCUGCACUUGACUAGGUUUUAAAACGGUCAAAAUAAUGAGAUAAAUGACUGAAUAUUUCAUUGCUGAGAAGAUGGUUGUGUUUCACUGCAGUUGGAGGAGAGAGUGCCGCAGAGGCUGUUUUUAUUCAGCUGGUGAAGAUGUAGUGAAAAGUGAAUAAAGAUUGUUGUACUAAAAA